Molecule: messenger RNA, 806 nt
Organism: Ananas comosus (pineapple)
Lineage: Eukaryota; Viridiplantae; Streptophyta; Magnoliopsida; Poales; Bromeliaceae
Exons: 5
Coding region: 106-636 (176 amino acids)
Source: RefSeq, a predicted model, not a curated record
UCUCUCUCUCUCUCUCAGGAGAGGGCUAGGGUAUUCGCGGGGGAGGCGGCGAAGCGGUCGCAGGAGAUAUCCAAGGAGGCGGCGAAGCGGUCGCAGGAGCUCACCAUGGGCGCCGCGUGCCUCUCUCAGGAGCUCGUCUCCGAGACGGCGAAGAAGUCGCGGGAGAUCGCGGCGGAGGCGACGAAGAAGGCCGAUCUCGUCCACUCCGAGGCCCUCCGCGCCGCGGGGCAGAUCAAAACCCUAGCAUCUGAUAUCCCCAUCCCCCCGAUCCCCCCGAUUCCCCCAAUCCCGUCCAUCUCCGCUGGAUCCGGAUCCGGAUCUCCCGCCGCCGAUGACGAGCUCAAGCAGUUCGGGGUCACGGAGGAGCUCAGGGAGUUCGUGAAGGGGAUCACGAUCAGCACCUUCCGCGAUUUUCCCAUGGAAGAUGAACCAGAAAUAUCUGAGGUUCCUACAGUGUCAAAUGUUCGGCAGGAUCUUAGCGAAUGGCAAGCGAGGCAUGCUACUCUUGUUCUCUCAACUGUUAAGAUUGAUCUUAGGCGGGCUAAUAACUGUGAAAUAAUUCUCACAAAAGUCAAGAUGCCACUGCCUGUUCGAUCAUCUACAUGCUCAUCUCUUUUAAAUUUGUUUCGAAACUGAAAUUUAGUUGAAGUUAAAAGUAAUCGGCGCGCUGCAGGAUUGGAAAGUUAUGUGGAGGCACUCUCUAAGAAAUCUGAUAGUGAAUUCAAUGUGGUACUUACCCAAGCAUAUGGUCGAGAUUAUGCAUCGAAUUCGGUCCAUGUGUUUCAUGUGGGAAAGCUUAGGAUAAA